AUGCGAGAACAAGACCCCGCAUUGCUUCACACUGUUCCAAAUCGCCGACAGUUUAUAUGGCACUGUAUUGCAGAGAUUAUGUGUCUUCCAAACCAUCAGAUCCCCGAUGGUCUCAACCACAUGACUUUUUGCACUGCGCCAAUUCUGGCAAACACCGGACCGGGCAGCGUCAAGCCAACUCGAUCAGUGCCUUCGUACAAGACAAGUUAUGCUCAUAUCUACCUUGCACCCCUCCCCCUCUAUCUCGGUAUCAUGGAUCCAAUUUGGACCUGCUAUCACAAUCUCGAUCACGACCCGGGAGAUCCGUUCGUUAUCUUUCUGGUUGCCUAA
Molecule: messenger RNA, 330 nt
Organism: Protopolystoma xenopodis
Lineage: Eukaryota; Metazoa; Platyhelminthes; Monogenea; Polystomatidea; Polystomatidae
Source: the annotation of a GenBank genome assembly